Clarias gariepinus (North African catfish) is the source of this 5364-nucleotide messenger RNA. It is a transcript of the gene neo1a, whose product is annotated as neogenin 1a. Gene Ontology annotation, biological process: cell-cell adhesion. Bases 443 to 4798 code for a protein of 1451 amino acids. Lineage: Eukaryota; Metazoa; Chordata; Actinopteri; Siluriformes; Clariidae. Gene Ontology annotation, cellular component: membrane. The transcript is spliced from 29 exons. Gene Ontology annotation, molecular function: protein binding. The record is from RefSeq and is a predicted model, not a curated record.
CGCUCUACCCCAGCUGGGGCAUUUUGCUCAGAUUGCUGUGGGGGUAAAAAACAACACGCAGACACAUACACACACUUUCCGAUCGUUGUUUCUCUCUCGGAUCGUGUGCUCUACGCUUUCUUGUGUUUUGUUGCGGUGUGUCCGUGUGCGCCGACCCGAGCCGAUCCGCCACCGAUAUGGAUUGAUGUGAUUUUUUUUCGCCAAGUUUUCGCUCCUCGGCCCCACAGCUCCAUGUUUCUCGGCGCGACUUUUCCGAAGUCAGCGGCUGGCGGAUGGUUCGGAAGCCGCUCGGGGUGAACUGUCUGACCGGGAGAGUGUAAGGGAGAGGGUCGGGGCCGGGCUUCAGGACUCCAGACUCCGUGGAGUUUUUCUUUCUUUUUUUUUGCUGUUUGUUCGGAGCGAAAGAAACAUUGUUUCUUUUUGGCUGUUUGAUCUCAAAGGGAUGGCGGAGCGGGGAGCGCGCGUGCUGCUCUCUCUCCUCUGCCUCACCUCUGCGUGCUCGCUCGCGCCUGCACGCGCUCAGAAAGGCUCGGCCAAGAGGCACUUCAGUCCUUUCCGGUUCUCCGUGGAGCCUUCGGACGCGUUGACGGUGAGGGGAUCCCCUGCGUUACUCAACUGCUCCGUCUACAGCGAGCUCCCCGCCAAGGUGCACUGGAAGAAGGAUGGCGUUUUGCUCAACCCGGACGAUCGCAGGCAGGUCCUGCCCGACGGCUCUCUUCUCAUCGGCUCCGUCAUGCACUCCAAGCACAACAAGCCCGACGAGGGCGUCUACCAGUGCGUGGCAACCAUCGAGAACCUGGGCACCAUCAGCAGUCGUACAGCCAGACUCAACGUCGCAGGUAUGCUGCGUUUCUCCGGGCAGCCGGAGGCGGCGUCUGUGCGCCUCGGGGAGAGCCACAUGUUCAGCUGUGAGGUCAACGCGGACUUGGUGAGCUUUAUUCGCUGGGAGCGCGACAAGGAGCCGGUGCCGUUGGACCGCAGAGUGUACACGUUACCCAGCGGUGCGCUCGUCAUCAGCAACGCUACGGAGGUGGACGCGGGUCUGUAUCGGUGUGUGCUGGAAAAUUCAGGAUCUACAAAGAGCAGCGAUGAGGCGGAGCUCCGGGUUGUGCCUGAAACAUUGGAGAUGCGCAGGCUGGAGUUCCUCAGGCAGCCAGACCCUGUGUCCAGGGUGGUGGGUGAGAGCGUGCUGCUCCCCUGCGUGGUGAGCGGAUUCCCUGCAGCUUACGUUCGCUGGAUGCGAGACGACCGAGUCCUGGAUGACAGCAACAGCCGCUUUGAGCUCCUCGGCGGAGGCAGUCUACAGAUCUUUAACUUGACCGAAGAGGACGGAGGGAUAUACAGCUGCCUGGCAGAUAACGCGAACGACUCCAUCGAGGCCCGGGCCGAGCUCACGAUCCAAGUUCCUCCACAGUUUAUUAAGAGGCCGAGCAACACCUACGCACACGAGGCUACGGACAUAGUGUUCGAAUGCGAGGCGACUGGAUCCCCUUCCCCGACCAUCAAAUGGGUUAAAAAUGGUGACGCCGUGGUUCCCAGUGACUAUUUCCGGAUACUCAAAGAGCAGAAUCUGCAGGUGCAGGGCCUGGUGAAGACAGACGAGGGGUUUUAUCAGUGUCUAGCAGAAAAUGAAGUGGGCAACGUCCAGGCCGGCGCACAGCUCAUCAUUCUAGACCAAGUCACCCCCCCUCCCUCACCCACACUGAUCCGUGCCACUGCUGACCGUGUAACACCAGGCUCAGGAGGCAGCUCCGGUUCCAACCCUGGUCCUGGCAGCGGUCCUGGUCCCGUGCCCUCUGCGCCGCGUGACGUCGUGGCCUCGCUCGUCUCCACCCGCUUCAUCAAGCUGACCUGGCGCCUGCCGCUCGAGCCACACGGCGAUGACAUCACUUAUUCCGUCUACUACGGCCUGGAAGGCGUCAAAAGGGAGAGGACGGUAAACACCAGCCGGCCGGGCGAAAUGCAGGUCACCAUCCAGAACCUCAAGCCAGACACCAAGUACUCCUUCCGGGUGGUGGCGUACAACAAGAACGGGCGCGGAGAAAGCUCAACGCCGCUGAAGGUCGCCACCCAGCCAGAAGUUCAAGUACCAGGACCGGCUCCCAACUUCCAAGCCGUGGUCCAGACGUCGACGUCCGUCAGCCUGAGCUGGGACAAACCCCUGACCGGCAACGGCGACAUCCAGAACUACAAAGUGUACUACAUGGAGAAAAGCCUGGGCAAUGAGAAGGACAUUGAGGUUAGUGGACUGUCCUAUACCAUGUCUGGACUAAAGAAACACACAGAGUACAGCUUCAGAGUCGUGGCUCACAACAAGCACGGACCCGGAGUCUCCACGGAUGACGUGACAGUGCGGACUUACUCAGACGUCCCUAGUGCAGCACCCCAGAACAUGACGGUGGAGGUGCUAAACUCAAAGAGCAUCAUGGUGCGAUGGCAGCCUCCUCCAGCCGACGCUCAAAACGGAGAGAUCGUCGACUACAAGAUUCGCUACAAAAAAGGCACGAGGAAGAGCGAACCUUUGGAGAUGACUACAGUAAACCAGCUCAGCAAGCUCAUAGAUGGACUGCAGCGUGGCACAGAGUACUCCGUUCGCGUGGCAGCCAUAACUGUGAACGGCUCAGGCCCUGCGACAGACUGGAGCACCGCUGAGACUUUCGAGAGCGAUCUGGACGAGUCCCGCGUCCCUGACGUGCCCGGUUCCUUACACGUCCGGCCGCUGGUGAACAGCAUCGUGGUGAGCUGGUCUCCUCCAGAGAACCAGGACAUCGUGGUUCGAGGUUACAUCAUAGGCUACGGAAUCGGUAACCCUCAUAGCCAAACCAUCAAAGUUGACUACAAGCAGAGAUACUACAACAUCGAGAACCUUGAUCCCAGCUCGCACUACGUGAUCGCGCUGAAGGCCUUCAACAACGUGGGUGAGGGUAUCCCGGUGUACGAGAGUGCCCUCACACGACCCCAGACAGACCCCAUAGACCCUGAUGUUGAUUUGUACGAACUUUUCCAUCCUCCAUACACUCCAGUACCAGACCCCAUUCCCAUGAUGCCUCCCGUGGGCGUUCAGGCUUCGGUUCUGAGCCACGACACCAUCAAAGUCACAUGGGCCGACAACUCGCUGGCCAAGAACCAGAAAAUUGUGGAUGCGCGCUAUUACACAGUGCGCUGGAAGACCAACAUACCAGCAAACACCAAGUUUAAGACGGCCAACACUACCAACCUGAAUCACAUAGUGACUGGUCUAAAGCCAAACACUCUGUACGAGUUCUCCGUCAUGGUCACAAAAGGCAAGAAGACUAGCACAUGGAGCAUGACGGCUCAUGGGACGACGCUAGAAGCCAUUCCUAGUUCUGCACCGAAAGACGUGACUGUGGUCAGUAAGGAGGGACGUCCACGCACCAUUAUAGUCAACUGGCAGCCUCCUUCUGAAGCCAACGGCAAAAUCACAGGGUACAUUAUCUACUACAGCACUGAUGUCAAUGCUGAGGUACACGACUGGGUGAUCGAGCCGGUGGUGGGGAACAGACUCACCCAUCAGAUCCAGGAGCUGACCCUCGACACAACGUACUACUUCAAAAUCCAAGCACGCAACUCCAAAGGCAUGGGGCCUAUGUCUGAGGCCGUCCACUUCCGCACUCAAAAAGCUGAAUCAUCUGACAAAAUGGCUAAUGAUCAAGCUUCCGGAAUCCCCGGGAAACCAGGCCGAACCUCCACACUAGACCCUGGUAUUGGGAAAUCGGGGAUGCCUGGUAGUGAAAACCACAUCCUGGUGAUCGUCAUCAUCGUGUCUGUGGGAGGCUUCAUCAUCAUCGCGCUGGUAGUGGGAGCCUUACUGUGUUCACGACGCUCCAACUCCCAGCAGAAGAAGAAACGGGCAGCUUGCAAGUCCAGCAAUGGAUCUCACAAGUACAAAGGCAACUCUAAAGACCUCAAGCCGCCUGAUCUUUGGAUCCAUCAUGAGCGCUUGGAGCUCAAACCCAUCGACAAGUCCCCGGAGCCCAAUCCGGUCAUGACGGACACGCCGAUUCCGCGUUCCUCCCAGGACAUCACUCCUGUAGACAGCACCCUGGAUCCCAUCCUCCAGAGACGGAAUUCGUACCGCGGCCAUGAGUCAGAGGACAGCAUGUCUACACUGGCAGGGCGCCGGGGAAUGAGGCCUAAAAUGAUGAUGCCGUUUGACGCACAGCCCCCUCAGCCCGUGAUUAGUGCUCACCCCAUCCAUUCCCUUGACAACCAUCACCACCAUUAUCACCUGGGCAGCCUGGCCUCACCGAACCACAACUAUCUGCAACACUCGAGCAGCCCGCGGCCCCUCACCUCCUCCAUCUCUUAUCUAGACAGGGCCGAGUCGCCAGACACUCCCACUACAGACCUGCUGCCCGCCUCGGCUCAGCCCUCCUGUUCCAUCGAUCACUCGGAGACCGACGUCAGUUAUCACAGCUCAGCGGCCGAGGACGAGCCCAGCUACAACCCCCCGACAGCACACGUGCGCCCCACGCACCCUCUGAAAAGUUUCGCCGUGCCCUCCGUGCCCGCCCACGGCUCCGCCUACGAGGGAGUCUCUCUGCCCAGCACGCCCCUGCUCUCUCAGACUGGUCCUCACUCGGUCAAGACCGCCUCCAUCGGGACGCUGGGGAGGACGAGGACGCCGAUGCCCGUAAUCGUACCCAAUGCACCAGACGUUCCAGACAGCCGAAUGCUGGAGGAGUGCGAGAGUAAGUACGAGAAGGACGAACUGUCGGAGGAGAUGGCCCACCUGGAGGGCUUAAUGAAGGACCUAAACGCCAUCACCACGGCCUGAGCACAAUCCUUACACUCUCACACACGCUACACACACACACACAUAUGCGCUUACAUUUAUCCAUGACUCGCCACGGCAUGGACAGGGUUCUCAGUCCUUUACAGAACCGAAUGAGAGAACAUGAACAUUUUGGCUCGCCUUGCUAACUCUCAGGAAGGAAACGGCCUUCGGUUAAAGGAAUGAAAACCAUUUUGGGGACUGAUUCCUUCGGGAACGUUUUUUUUUUCUUCUUCUUUCUUUCUUUCUUUUGCGCUUCGGAGACGCUGUUUGUUUCUUUACUAAUUAAAAAAAAAAAAAAGGAAGAUUACAAUAUGCUGGUGUUCGUGCUGGUGCUCAAGGCACAAUUUACAGUGUUUUAUUUGUGCGUUUUUGUAUCUCUCAAUCUUUCUCUUUCUCUCUCGAUCUUUCUCUCUCUUUCUGUCGCUCUCUCUCUAUAUAUAAAUAUAUAUUUCCACCCGUUCCAGUGAGGUGAACAUUGGACAUUGUUCCUUUUAUUUUCGAAGAAAAAAAGUCAUUUUUGUAUUACAUUGUUUUGUUUUGCUCUUUUUUUUUUUUUUUUAAGUACG